UCAAACAAAACCGAAAUCGUUUAGCUUAUCGUUUGUUGUUUGACGUUGCCGUAUUUAAAAUUCUAAAAUUACACGCACAGCUGGGCAAAAUUGUGGUGCAGCAGCCAUGGCAGAAGCGAAUCCAGGAGCCGGAUUUACCGAGGAGCUCGACACCAGCUGGUGCCUGAUCGAAAGCGAUCCGGGUGUCUUUACCGAGCUAAUUCGUGGCUUCGGCUGCACUGGAGCCCAGGUGGAGGAGAUCUGGACAUUGGAUGCGGAUGCCUUUCAUCACCUGGAGCCGAUCCAUGGUCUGAUCUUCCUGUUCAAGUGGGUGCAGGACGACAAGCCAGCCGGUCGCGUGGUCAAGGAUCGCAGUGACGUCUUCUUCGCCCGCCAGGUGAUCACCAAUGCCUGCGCCACUCAGACCCUUCUCAGUCUUCUGCUGAAUCUGCACCACACGGACAUCGAUUUGGGCAGCACUCUCAACGGCUUCAAGAGCUUCUGCCAGAAUCUGGACCCGGAGACCCGGGGCUUCUGUCUGAGCUACCAGGACAAGAUACGCAAGGUGCACAACUCAUUCGCCCGACCCGUUCUCUUUGAGUUGGACACGCAGCAAGCUCCGCAGGACGAGGAUAUCUACCACUUUGUGGGUUACAUGCCGAUAAACGGACGACUCUACGAACUCGACGGCCUGCACGAGGGUCCCAUUGAGCUGGCCGAGGUUGGGAAGCAGCAAAACUGGCUGGACGUGGUGCGUCCCAUCAUUGAGGCCCGCAUGCAGCGCUACAGCGUCGGCGAGAUCCACUUCAACCUUAUGGCCUUGGUAUCGGAUCGCCAGCGGUGCUACGAGCGCCAGAUCCAAUUGCUCGUCCAUCAGCCAUCGCCGUUGACCCACGAGGAGCGUCAGGCGGAGAUUGCCAGCCUGAGGACCUAUGUGAAGUUCGAGCAGGACAAGAAGCGUCGCUACCGACAGGAGAAUCUUCGCCGGCGCCACAAUUAUUUGCCCUUCAUCGUCGAGCUGCUGAAGCAACUGGCCGAGACCGGCCAACUGAUGCCCAUCUACGAGAAGGCCAAGCAACAGGCCAUGCAGUUCCAGGCUCCCAACAGACUGAACCAUAAGCAAAAUCAAGGACCCUAGUCCUAUCUACCUUUAACUGGUAGACAACCCUUCACUGACAAUCUUUAAUUAUUGAUUACUGGAACUUUUGUUCCGGUAGCCAGAAGCUCGCUCUGUUUAAUUCAAUUUAAUUUUUUUUUCUUUGAUUAUAUUAAAUAAAUAUGUUGAGCGCAGUGAAGUGAUAAGAUA
Messenger RNA from Drosophila ficusphila, 1285 nucleotides. Its product is annotated as ubiquitin carboxyl-terminal hydrolase isozyme L5. Gene Ontology annotation, biological process: protein deubiquitination; ubiquitin-dependent protein catabolic process. Lineage: Eukaryota; Metazoa; Arthropoda; Insecta; Diptera; Drosophilidae. Bases 107 to 1117 code for a protein of 336 amino acids. The transcript has a single exon. Gene Ontology annotation, molecular function: cysteine-type deubiquitinase activity. The record is from RefSeq and is a predicted model, not a curated record. Gene Ontology annotation, cellular component: cytoplasm.